UCCAAUUCUGUACUAACAAUAGUUAAAAGCAAUCUGGCAGUAGCGUUGUGAUAUGUCUGGGUCGGAACAUGUAAACACAGUUGAUUAGAAAAAAGAAUUAUAUACAAAGUAAUUAUUCAUAAUUAUGCCAAUAUUUCUGCCAAUUAAUUGAAAAUUUUUAUUUUUUAAUGUUACCGAGGUGGGAUUUAAUUUACCAGUCUUCCGAAACUAAAAAAUUCAAAAUUUUUAUCGCGCAAGCGCAGUUUUACUUCAAUUUCGAUUACGAGUUAAAAAUGAAUCGAGCUACGAUCAAUCGGUGGCUCAAAUAAUCGACUCGAUAAUCGAUUAUUUACGAAAAUAAUUGAGCGAUUAUUAUAUAUCGAUUAAAAUCCCCCGUCAGUACACGUGACUAUAAUAAUAAAUACGAUUCAUUGAAUCCUACGAAUGUAAAGUCACAAUGAGCAACACAAGUACGAAUAUUAGGAGACAUUUGAUACGAUUAUCUUAUAUAGGUACCAAUUACAGAGGUUCGCAAAAACAUGCUACUUUUAAUAUACACGAUGUCGAUUCUAUACAAGGAGCUACAGAAGCCUCAAUGUAUCAUUUGAAAAAACUCUGUCUCACCAAACCAAGUUUGGUCUUAGCUGGGAGAACUGAUGCUGGAGUUCAUGCUUUGUGUACAACAGGUCAUGUAGAUUUAGAUCUAAAACCUUCUGUUAAUUAUGUAGAUAGGAAUAUUGCUGUACAAAUGAUGAAUAGACAUUUAAUAAAAAGUGGUCAUGAAAUUAGAAUUUAUUCUUUUCAUGAAGUCAGUCCAGAGUUUCACGCAAGAUUUUCAGCAAAGUUAAGAACAUAUAUGUAUAGAUUUAUGAUUUCAAAAAAUCCAGGUGAUCACAAAAUUCCAUUAGCUGAAUUUGGCAGGACUUUACAUUUGCACUUACCUGAAUUUGAUAUAGAUAAAAUGUUUAGUGGUAUAGAGUUGUUUCGAGGGACAAAAGACUUUAAAACAUUUAGUUCAUACUCUAUUCGAUCCAAAAAUCACAAAGAAGAUGAACACAAGAGGUGUUUUGUAAGAACGUUAGAUGUUACUAUGGAGACAGCAUCUGCUCUUAUGCCAUUUGAUCCACUAUCAAUGAAUUUCAACUAUUACCACAUUAUUUUCAAAUCAACAUCAUUUUUAUACAAUCAAAUUAGACGUAUAGUUGGAGCUCUGAUUUCUCUUGCAGCUAGUCGUGUCACAGAAAAAGAUAUAAUAACUAUGCUACAAGUUCCUUCUCAUCAUAAUUGGAAUACUCGAAUUACACCAGCAUUCCCUCAUGGACUUUAUCUUAUGAAUGUGGACUACGAUGAGAACUUAAUUAAACCGUUAAAUUGAAAGUAUAGUAAGAGAUUUUGCAAAUAGACUAUUGUCAUAAACAUGUAUAAAGCUAUAUUACUGUAUGAAUUUAAAAAUAAA
This is a messenger RNA of Phymastichus coffea, 1435 nucleotides long. Its product is annotated as tRNA pseudouridine synthase A. Gene Ontology annotation, molecular function: RNA binding; pseudouridine synthase activity. The record is from RefSeq and is a predicted model, not a curated record. Gene Ontology annotation, biological process: tRNA pseudouridine synthesis. The transcript has a single exon. Lineage: Eukaryota; Metazoa; Arthropoda; Insecta; Hymenoptera; Eulophidae. Bases 437 to 1354 code for a protein of 305 amino acids.